Prunus armeniaca (apricot) is the source of this 2196-nucleotide messenger RNA. NCBI's taxonomy places the organism in Eukaryota, Viridiplantae, Streptophyta, Magnoliopsida, Rosales, Rosaceae. The record is from the annotation of a GenBank genome assembly.
AUGAGGCUCCGUUUUGGGAUGAUGACGCCCAACUUGCUAGUCUUGGCCGCUAUCGCUGGCCUUCGCCCUCAUGGAGAUGAUUUCUCGGGCGCCAACCUUCUAGAAGCCAAGGUGGGCUUAGAUUUUCACAAGUCAAACAAGACCUUGGGGAGUUGGGUGAAGACGUAUCUUGGCCAUGGUGGAGAUCCCACCGACCCUCUUUCCAUCAAUGGCGUAUCCUAUACUGAGCAUGUGGCUUUUCUUGUGAUGUGGUUGUGCAAGUUCUUGGCAUGGCCAAAAUCCGGCGGGAUUGCUAAGGAAUUUCAAGCCUUGGCGGAGGUACUUGCGGAUGGCCAGCAAGUGGCCAUGUGCCCAAUCUUUCUUGCCUAUCUUUAUAGAGGGCUCCACGAGCUAUAUUUUUCGGAAUUAAGUCCCACCACCGUUUGCCCAAACGAUAAAGCGCUUCUUGGUCCACCCUUGCUCAACGCCCCACGCCGGAAGUAUUAUGUUGAGGAUUGCUUCCGAUUUUUCUAUGAGUGCCAGGAGAGGACUAGGGAGCAUCUCUCCAUUUGCCUAGAUCACCGUUUCCCGGAUUAUCUAGCCCUCGUGGAAUUCAAGGAUGCAAAAGAAGUCACCACCUUGACGAAUUUCAACCAAGACUUGGUGAAAUCCUUCAGUAUUUCAAUUAGAGAUCCCCGGUUUGGUGACUCUAAUAUUUUUAUCCAUUGGUGGAAAGAAAUGUCGGCCGGUUGGUUUUCUCAACCAUGCUCAGAGAUUGAGGAUAGGAUCUUCAAGCAUUUCCCAUGCUCAUUGGUCUUUCAGCAAGAGAAAGAGAAGAAGAAGGCCCAAGCAAAAGCUAACAUCGCCGAGAAGGAAAGUCAUCCCGCCGACAUGAUUAAGAGAGAGAGCUCGGCCAAAUCUGCCGCUGCAAAUUCUUGGCAGGGUGAGAAAAGGCCCAACACCCCCAUCCAAGGAGAUAGCCCUUUGGAAAUAUUAUGCCCCUUCGCAAACAUUCCUUCGGCCCAGAAAAGUUCCGCGCAAACCAUUUCAAGGGUUCCCCAAGGCUGGCGGAGCAUCCUUCCUCUUCUCAUUCGGUCGGGGCCGUGCAAUUGGCUACUACUUCGUCCGCCGCUCCGGGCAAAAACUCACCCUUAUGCCCAAAGAUCUAGGAAACUCGAACUUCUGUACUUGAGAAAGAAAUUGGGGGCGCAAAUCAUGACUUUGGUGGGCGAGGAUGAGCGGGCCAUUUUUGGCCUCGAACUUUCUUCGACUGACACCAUGGCCAUUGAGGCCGAAUUUCAGCCCCUUUUUGCCAUAAGCUCGAACCCUCCCUUGACUUGCGCCUUUCGAAAGCGCCCCAAAGUGGCCCAACUUCUUCUCACACUCGAGUCUACUGCCAUUACGGUCGACCAUGCGAUCAUCACCAGUGGUGCGCCUCCCACUAUUCCCACCGACAGAAAUGCACCACCUGAGCCCGUCCUUAUGUUGACCUCGGGAGCUCCUGCCUUGGUGGUCAAUGCUACUCCGUCCGAACUCCAACUUGAGAUUGGAGAGUCUUCAUGCUUUGUGCCCACCAAGAGUACCAUGAAUCCAUCGACGGAUGAUGGGAGAAGCUUGGCAAUGGUCCCUCAUGAAGAGGCCUUUCUACCAUCCCUUGAUCAGUGUGACAUUUUUGACUUCCUAGAUCAAUGGGAUGCAUCUAUAUCUUCGGUGGAGGCUUCCACUCGCCUUGCCACUUCUUCCACCAUGACCGGGGCCCUACCAGAUUCCGGGGCUGAGGCCAUACUUCAGUCAUACAAAGAUGGAGAUCUCAUGUCCUUGGAGAACAAAGAUGAGAGAAACAAGCUCAAGGCCACCAUCGAGACUUUUGGCGGGUUCUGGAUUUUUCCCCAAUCCAUGCUCGGCGGCUAUGAUCACUUAUCUCUUUGGUCAAGUGGAGAAGUUUGCCCCCCGCCGCCGUCCUUUUCUGGAGGAGCAAAGGAUGGGCCAAGACUUGGAGCAGUAAGGCAGCUUCAAGAGAGGAAGGCUGGCAUUGUUGCCAAAGUCUCCGAGAUUAUCUGGAGCAAUAAGCCUCUCGAGGCUCAACUUCGACAGGAUACAACAGCGGUGGGAGAGUAUCGAGAGAGGAAGUUGAUGAUUCAGUCUACCUUGUCUGUCGGAGAUAUCGUGAUGGAGAGCUUUAGGACUGCCCUCUACACCCUUUUCCCUGAUGCUUAA